This is a messenger RNA of Trichoderma virens Gv29-8, 675 nucleotides long. RefSeq lists its product as uncharacterized. The record is from RefSeq and is a predicted model, not a curated record. Gene Ontology annotation, molecular function: phosphoribosylglycinamide formyltransferase activity. The coding region runs from base 1 to 675 and encodes 224 amino acids. Gene Ontology annotation, biological process: 'de novo' IMP biosynthetic process. NCBI's taxonomy places the organism in Eukaryota, Fungi, Ascomycota, Sordariomycetes, Hypocreales, Hypocreaceae. Gene Ontology annotation, cellular component: cytoplasm. The transcript has 2 exons.
AUGGCAGAGCAAGGAGAAACCUGCCGCAUUCUUGUCAUGGCAUCCGGCAAUGGCUCGAAUUUCCAGGCAUUGAUAGAUGGCGUCGCAUCUGGCAGCAUCCCCAACAGCAGAAUUACUCGUCUGAUAGUCAAUCGUGCAAAGGCAUACGCCACUACUCGAGCAGAACAGGCAAGCAUCCCAUGGGAAUACUUCAACCUCAUCAGUAACGGAUUUCUGGCCAAGGGAGAGAAAGAUGAAGCAAAGAUGGUUGAGGCAAGGAAGAAGUAUGAUGCUGCCUUGGCAGACAAGAUUCUACAUCUGGAGGAGAGACCGGAAUUGAUAGUCCUUGCGGGUUGGAUGUGGGUGUUUUCUUCCGACUUCCUACGGCCACUGGAAGCAGCAGGUAUCAAAGUUAUAAAUUUGCAUCCGGCCCUUCCCGGGCAAUUUGAUGGUGCCCAUGCAAUUGAGCGAGCUUACGAGGACCUUAAGGCGGGAAGGAUUACGCACACGGGCAUCAUGGUUCACUAUGUUAUUCAGGAAGUCGACAGAGGCGACCCCAUUCUUAUCCAGGAAAUUGGCUGGGAGGGAGAGGAGCUUGAUGCGCUGGAGGCGAAGAUUCAUGCUCAUGAGCAUGAACUGAUCGUGAAGGCUACCGCAAAGGUGGCUGGAGAGAUAGUAGAGGGACGGAAAAAAUGA